AUGGCGGCAGAAGAUUCAGUUGCCAGUUCUGCGCAAGCAUUGGUAAGCUUGAAAGAAGGAUUGGGAUCCCCCCAGAGAAUAGGUCAUUAUCCUUCAAGGAUCAGAAAGAAAAAUGCCCGCUUCUUCAAUGAUGAUGAGGAGACGGAUUACCAGGUUACCAGAACCCCCAAGAGAAGAGUCAUUCAACAGCCCUCUCCUGCGCCACCAAGAGCGGCUAUUGUUCCCCCCACCACUGCCGCCGCCGCCACCACCACCACUACGGCCAUCAUUAGUGGUGGAAUGGACAAGAAAGUGGCCCAAUCGACAGGGCUGAGAUUACGAAACCUCCUAAAGUUGCCUAAAGCACACAAAUGGGUGUGCUAUGAAUGGUUUUAUUCCAACAUUGAUGCGCCCCUAUUUUUGGGUGAAAACGAUUUUUGCAUCUGCUUAAGAGAGUCGUUCCCCCAGCUGAAAUGCAAAAAAUUGCGGCGUGUUGAAUGGAACAAGAUACGCAGACUUAUGGGCAAGCCAAGAAGCAUUUUUGGCUGGACGGAGAGAGAAAAGGAUCAGAGAAAGAUCAGGCAGCUACAACAGAGAAAGGCAACAGAGUUCAACUCUAUCAAAGAUUUGCCUGAUGAAAUUCCUCUUCACUUGGUUAUUGGAACAAAAGUCACAGUUCGACUUCGGAAACCACAGGAUGGUUUGUUCACUGGUACGAUUGCUGCCUUGGAUACUGCUGACAAUUCAUAUCGAGUGACAUUUGAUCGACCUGGGCUGGGCACUCACUCAAUACCUGACUACGAAGUGUGGAGUGAGGAACCUCCUGACACUAUCUCCAUCUCAUCAUUUCAAGAGAAGCCAAAACGUCAGCCUACCAAACAGACCUUUCACAACGCUCCACCCAAGUUUAUACCUGGCCAUGUUUCACCAAGUUCAUCUUCAUUUCAAACUGGUGGAGAUGUAUCAAUCAGGCCUGCAUAUCCUCCUCCAGAAGGUGCGGAGGCCCAGUCACCUUUCAAAGGAAAACUAGUGAGCCUGGAGGGAGGUACAUAUGGGGGUUUCCCAAUCAAGUUUCUUGUGUUAGUGACACGAUUAUCCAAAAUUCUUCAAGUAAAGAAGGACUGGAUAAACCAGCUAAGUGAUAUGAACACGGCAGCAGAAAAGAAGCGUUCAUUUCAAGAGCCCAUCACUCUAGAGUUCCAAAAGACAUAUGCAGGCAUUGUCUUAGAGCUGGAGAAACUCAACAAGGAUUUGAAUGAGUACCUCAACGGUGUACAAACCUACUGCUUAGAUAUUGCACCAGAACAGGGAGUUGCACCUACAGAACCCCCAUCAGAAAUCCGAAGAAAAUGUGAUGAAGAAGCUGAAGAGACAGUGGCCAGGAUAUGUAGGGGCAUGCUUCAGAAUCGAAGAACAGCAAACAAUGAGCGGGUUCUCAAAUUGGUGGCAGAUUUAACAUCUAUUAUGUUACAAAUCAGGACAUUUUCAGAGAAUGAGAACAGUUCAUUUGAGUUUGGUUCACUCCAGGAGAGUUUGCAGGCCAUCAAAAGUGGAUUAGAUGCAAAUAAUAUUAAUGUUUUCCAGAACAACGUAGAAAUCCACAUCAACCAUAUACAGAGUGGGCUGAGUCAGAUGGGAAACUUGCACGCAUUUGCUGCUUCAAACCGAACCAAGUUAUAA
Molecule: messenger RNA, 1659 nt
Organism: Candidula unifasciata
Lineage: Eukaryota; Metazoa; Mollusca; Gastropoda; Stylommatophora; Geomitridae
Source: the annotation of a GenBank genome assembly